This is a messenger RNA of Phragmites australis (common reed), 2073 nucleotides long. RefSeq names its product amino acid permease 3-like. Gene Ontology annotation, cellular component: plasma membrane. The record is from RefSeq and is a predicted model, not a curated record. The transcript is spliced from 3 exons. Bases 284 to 1717 code for a protein of 477 amino acids. NCBI's taxonomy places the organism in Eukaryota, Viridiplantae, Streptophyta, Magnoliopsida, Poales, Poaceae.
GCAGCAGAGUCCCCAGCAGUCCACCGACGGUCGCCCAAAAUACCGCAAGAUAGAUAGAAUAAUGCUGCCGCCGCCGCCUCUGCUCCAGCUCUAUAUAUACGCACCUCCUUCCCCUCCGUUCCACACACCUCACAGCCUCAUCACACUCACAAGCACCCAAGAACGAGCAGCCCCUAGCCUAGCCUAGCCUUGCUAAGCUACUCUCUCAGUGCCUGCCGCGCUCGUAUACUUCACUCCGAGGAGGAGAAAGCUGAGAGGUAGGGGAGCUCGGUAGUGCUGAUCCAUGGCGGCGCACAACGGCAUCAAGCACGUGGCGCCCAUGGAGGUGUCGGUGGAGGCCGGGAACGCCGGUGAGGCCGAGUGGCUGGACGACGACGGGCGCCCCCGCCGCACCGGCACGGUGUGGACGGCCAGCGCGCACAUCAUCACCGCCGUCAUCGGCUCGGGCGUGCUGUCGCUCGCCUGGGCCAUCGCGCAGCUCGGCUGGGUGGCCGGCCCCGCUGUCAUGCUCCUCUUCGCCUUCGUCACCUACUACACCGCCACGCUGCUAGCCGAGUGCUACCGGACCGGCGACCCAGCCACCGGGAAGCGCAACUACACCUACAUGGACGCCGUCCGGUCCAACCUCGGCGGUGCCAAGGUCGCCUUCUGCGGGGUGAUACAGUACGCCAACCUCGUCGGCGUCGCCAUCGGGUACACCAUCGCGUCCUCCAUCAGCAUGCGGGCCGUCAGGAGAGCCGGAUGCUUCCACACCAACGGCCACGCCGACCCGUGCAAGAGCUCGAGCAAUCCAUACAUGCUCCUCUUCGGCGCCGUGCAGAUCCUCUUCUCGCAGAUACCGGACUUUGAUCAGAUUUGGUGGCUCUCCAUCGUCGCCGCCGUCAUGUCCUUCACCUAUUCUUCCAUCGGCCUCUCCCUCGGCAUCGCACAGACCAUUUCCAAUGGCGGGUUCAAGGGCAGCCUCGCCGGCAUCAGCAUCGGCGCCGGUGUCACCUCCACGCAGAAGAUCUGGCGCAGCCUGCAGGCCUUCGGCGACAUCGCCUUCGCCUACUCCUUCUCCAACAUCCUCAUCGAAAUCCAAGACACGAUCAAGGCGCCACCGCCGUCUGAGGCGAAGGUGAUGACGAAGGCAACGCGGCUAAGCGUGGCGACGACGACGAUAUUCUACAUGCUCUGCGGGUGCAUGGGGUACGCGGCGUUCGGCGACGAGGCGCCUGACAACCUCCUCACGGGGUUCGGCUUCUUCGAGCCCUUCUGGCUGCUGGAUGUCGCCAACGUCGCCAUCGUCGUGCACCUCGUCGGCGCCUACCAGGUGUUCUGCCAGCCCAUCUUCGCCUUCGUCGAGCGCCGCGCGUCCGCCGCGUGGCCGGACAGCGCGUUCAUCACACGGGAGCUCCGCGUGGGUCCCUUCGCGCUCAGCGUGUUACGCCUCACGUGGCGGUCGGCGUUCGUGUGCCUCACCACCGUCGUCGCCAUGCUGCUCCCCUUCUUCGGCAACGUCGUCGGCCUUCUCGGCGCCGUCUCCUUCUGGCCGCUCACCGUUUACUUCCCCGUCGAGAUGUACCUCAGGCAGCGCAAAGUGCCACGCGGAAGCACGCAGUGGAUCUGCCUCCAGACGCUCAGCGUCAGCUGCCUCAUCAUUUCCAUCGCCGCCGCGGCGGGCUCCAUCGCCGACGUCAUCGACGCUCUCAAGGUUUACCGGCCGUUCAGCGGUUAACCUCGCCGGCCGUACGUGCAUGAAGCUUUACAUUGCGGUUAAUCCAUCGUACAAACUAAGACGGGAAAAAACGCAGUGUGGGAUGUUUGCACCGAGACCCCUAUGAAUUAGUGUUAUUAAGGUACAUGGAUUAGGCGCUCUUGGGCACACGAAGUUUAAUUCUCUGGAAGACAAGGGGUGUGGACAGAAUGGCAGGAGGUGUUCUUUGUGAUACAAAGUCCGGUGCAGGGUGCCUAGUGCAAAAGUACUAGUUUUGUCGAGGUCAUGUUACUGUAGUUUGUUGUGCAACCUGUUGUACCGGAGAAAUGUGAAGUAAUAUAAAAAGACAAUAGCGAAAAAAAAACCUGCUUCGUUCA